AUGUUAAUGGUAUUGGUAAUUGUAAUGCUUUUAGUAAUUGUAAUGGUAUUGGUAAUUGUAAUGGUAUUGAGUAAUCGUUAUCGUAAGAGUAAUGGUAAAAGUAUUGGUAAGAGUAAUGGAAGUGGUAAUGAUACUGAUAGUGAAAACAGUAAUGGUAAUGGUAAGGGUAUGGAAAUAGUAAUGCGACACGUUGCGGUAAUGAUAGUAAGUACAGUAAUGUUAAUGGUAUUGGUAAUUGUAAUGCUUUUAGUAAUUGUAAUGGUAUUGAGUAAUCGUUAUCGUAAGAGUAAUGGUAAAAGUAUUGGUAAGAGUAAUGGAAGUGGUAAUGAUACUGUUAAGAAGUUGACGUUGCAGUUUCGCGAGGCAAAUAACGAAAAUCAGCCAACAGGUAAUUAUAACGUAAAUGGCACUGCUAAUGCCUUUGAUAAUGAUAAUAGUAAUGAUAAUGGGGAUGAUAGUCUUAAUGAUAUUAGUAAUGGUAGUGGUAAUGGAAAUAAUAAUGGUAAUGCCAAUGGUCAUUGGAAUGAUAAAGGAGAUGUUUAUGAUAGCGGUAUUAGUAAUGGUUAUGGUAAUUGUAAUGCUAUUAGUAAUUGUAAUGGUAUUGGUAAUAGUAAUGAAAAGCGUGAUGUUAAUGAAAAUGGUAUUAGUAAUGGUUUUGGUAAUGAUUAUGGCAAUGAUAAUACUGGUGAUAAUGGCAACACUGGUAAUAAUGGCAAUGCUGAUAAUAAUGGUAAUAGCAAUUCUUCCUUAAGUAAUGGUAAUGGUAAUGGUAAUAGUAAUAGUAAUGGUAAUGGCAAUGGUAAUUCUAAUAGUAAGGGUAAACUGAAAUAUAGUUGUACUAGUAAUGUUAAUGUUAAUAGUGAUUGUAAUGGUUAUUAUAAUAAUAAUGGUAACGCCAUACUUAGUACAGGUAAUUUUAAUGGUAAUGGUAAUGAUAAAUUGACAUAUAUACAAAGUAAUGGUAAUAGUAGUAAUCAUGGUAAUGUUGAUGAUAAUGUGAAUGCUAACGCUAUACUCAGUAAUGGUAAUGGUAAUAGUAAGGGUAAUGACAAUGGUGAUACUAAUAGUAAGGGUAAACUGAAAUGUAGUUGUACUAGUAAUGCUAAUGUUAAUAGUGAUUGUAAUGGUGAUGAUAAUGAUAAUAAAACUUACAUGGUACAACUACAAGCACUUACUCGCCAAAAUAACAUAUUUAGCCGCAAGUAUGUCAUGAAAAAUGGCCAAAAAUGUGCAACAAGCAACUGCCUCGAGCGAUACAAAAGCCCCAAUAUGCUUGAGGACGAUGAAGAAAAAUUGAAUGUAAACACGCGUUGCAUUUCAAUCGCGUUUGCCACUUACCGCCAACAACUUGCCACAUGCAUACCUGCCGAAUGCUACAGGCGCGGACGCAGGCGCAGGCGCAGACGCAGCGACAACGCAAUCGCGCAACUUUAA
Molecule: messenger RNA, 1434 nt
Organism: Anastrepha ludens (Mexican fruit fly)
Lineage: Eukaryota; Metazoa; Arthropoda; Insecta; Diptera; Tephritidae
Product: probable serine/threonine-protein kinase clkA
Exons: 9
Coding region: 1-1434 (477 amino acids)
Source: RefSeq, a predicted model, not a curated record